GGUAUAUUGAAGUUCUGUCAUGAUUAGCAUUUGCAUGCUGCGUUCAGUGAAGGGUUGGUGAUAUAUAGGGUCUUUUCACAAGAUACAGAAAUACGUUAACACUGGAUAAAAUAAUUUCUGCUAUUGCCUUGUGGACGAUUAUUACCCUCACAAAAACUAGCGUUCGCAUCACUUCAACUCUCCAUAGAAAGGGUGAUUAAAAGCUCCGUCGUCCAGUAGGCACGAUGAUAGCCACAGGCGGCCUCCUGAGGAUCUCCCGACGCCAGGAUUCGCUGCGUGCCAAGAACCGGGCAGAGAACAAGAGAAGGAGGAAAGCCAGGAAAAAGAGGAAGAAUGACGUGGUGGUGGUGAAGGGCAAGUUGAACCUGUGCUCUGUCUCAGGAUUAGCAGCAGCAAUCGGAGUGAUGGUCUUGAUGGUGGGCAUAGCCAUGGCUGUCCUGGGCUACUGGCCCAAAGGGAAUCCGGCGAAACAGUCAGGCAAUGUGGACAAAAACUCUCAACAGGGUUCCAACUUUAUAAGCAAUAAUAAGCUGCAGACACAGCUGAAUAACAGUGAUGCUGCAGGUAACUCCACCAAGCCCAUUUCUCCUGUUUCCCAACCCGCUGGGUUCUUGGGAGGCUUGUUCACCGACUACCAGUACCCAGACAACCUCAAAGUGUUUGGGCCGCUGGUCAUGGGCAUCGGCAUAUUCCUCUUUAUCUGCGCCAAUGCCGUGCUCCACGAGAACCGUGACAAGAAGACCAAGAUCAUUAACUUAAGGGACAUCUACUCCACGGUCAUCGACAUCCACAGCCUGCGGUCCAAAGACUGUUCUCCAUUCAAUGGGCUGCUCAGCUGUUCGCAGUCCAGGGCCGGAGACAAACCGGCCACAUAUGGUACUUCUAUGCCUUCCAGAGGCUCCUGGCCUUCCACUCUGUCCUGCAAAGGCCUGGACUUCAGGAGACCAUCAUGUGCUAGGAAAUGCAGUUGGUCAAGGGAGAGGCAGUCAUUCACUGAUACAAUAUACAGCAUUUACAGGGACCAGGCCAGGUUCGAGGAACCAGCGCCUACUCCCAAAGAGUGGGAAACCCGCUCCAUAGUCGCUUCCUCGGUCAACGCAUUCACUUUACCCGUGAUCAAGCUCAACAACCGUGAAAUGGAGGCCAGAGAAAGAGAUUCCGCUGGCGAUGCCCCCUGCAGUCCAGAAAAGGAACUGCAGCCAUCAUCAUGCCAGAGCUCGGGAGAGCUUAUUGGCACGUCCGUGCAAACAAAAGCAGAAGUGUCAAGGGCAGCCUUGUCAGUGUCCCAGGACUCCAAACUCUCGGGUGAAGUUCAAGUGGGAUCCAGAGAGCACCAGCAGCAGCAGCUGCUGCAGCCUAGCCCUGGGGUCAGGAUCCUGGGGUCCCACCUGUCCCUGAACGCUCUUUCUGACCUCGGCGCCGGACGUCAUGAAGAAAGGUCGCGGAGGUUCAGCUGUCCCAGGCUGGACCGCUCGGGCAGUAAGGGCUACAUCAAACUGGCUGAGCUGGGAGGAGAUUCGUUCGAGGCCCCAGAUGGGGCACCGGAAACAGGACCUGGAGAGGCAGUGAUGCAUAGGGAGGGGCGUGUCAUGAGUGCGCAAACCCUCCCCUGUAACUCUCUCGCACAACUUCAGAUAGAUGUUGUGCCAUCAAACUCUUGUGCAAGCGAUGCAGAUGUGGAGCCAAAGGCAAAUCUCUAAAAGGCAGGAGGAGCCAUGAAAGCAAGAUCUAGUCUUUAACUGUUCAGGCUUAGAAACCAUUAGCCAUUUUCAUGCGUUACCAGGGUGUGGACACUAUUGUCAGUGAGCCUGUAGCAUAUUCAAGCGAAAAUUUUGAUAACGUUUGUACAGAACUCAACACUCCUAAGUACAUAUAAGUAUAUUUGAAGAAGGUGUAUAAGACACUGGAGCCUCAAUCCAGAGGAGCUUGUCACAUUUUUGUGCGAGGUUGCAGUCAGUAGAUUACUCCAAGAGUAGAAACAAGUCGUUCUUGUGCCUUUCUAUGAUCUGUUAUAUGCUCUUUUGUCUUACACGGAAGUAGUGUUGCCUGUUGAGUAAUUUUAAAUGUAAUAAUUAACGAACAAUUAAUAAUCCAUGAACAGUUUAACCUAACAGAGUUUAUUGAUGUGUUUUCCUGGACGUUUCACCUACUUUUGUUGCACAGAUGACACUCUUGGGGUUUGAAUGGAAUAUCUCUUUACAGUAGAUAGUCAAAAACUGUGGGUUACUAUCUUUCAUGUUCUCUUUUUGAUGUACAGCCUAUAAUUAUGCAACCUCAUGUGUUUUCCGUUUCACACUUAGUACCUGGAUAUUGUUGUAUAAUCAAACAGCAAUAAGUGCUAGAGCUGAAUUCUCAGGUGUCACCGGGCUUGCAAACAAUGAAGGCCAUAAAUGAAAACAUUUAGCUUUUUUUGUUCUUAGAGAAAACUUCUUGUUUUGCUUUGGGAUUUUGAGUGUACGUCCUAACAAUGUCAUAUACAA
This is a messenger RNA of Colossoma macropomum (tambaqui), 2480 nucleotides long. Its product is annotated as transmembrane protein 200C. The record is from RefSeq and is a predicted model, not a curated record. Lineage: Eukaryota; Metazoa; Chordata; Actinopteri; Characiformes; Serrasalmidae. The coding region runs from base 225 to 1700 and encodes 491 amino acids. The transcript is spliced from 2 exons.